Molecule: messenger RNA, 5552 nt
Organism: Cynocephalus volans (Philippine flying lemur)
Lineage: Eukaryota; Metazoa; Chordata; Mammalia; Dermoptera; Cynocephalidae
Gene: SOCS6
Product: suppressor of cytokine signaling 6
Exons: 2
Coding region: 205-1812 (535 amino acids)
Biological process (GO): regulation of growth; protein ubiquitination; intracellular signal transduction
Cellular component (GO): phosphatidylinositol 3-kinase complex
Molecular function (GO): 1-phosphatidylinositol-3-kinase regulator activity
Source: RefSeq, a predicted model, not a curated record
GCGGAGUUGCCGGAGAGGAGGGGACGCGCGCGGCAGUCGCGCCGGCGCUGGGCGAGGAAGCGGAGCCGGGCCGCUGCCGAAAAUGGCUUUAAAGUUUAAAUGAAGCUGGAAAAAUACAUAGAUGCAGCAUUGCAGCCUCUCCAGAUGUUUGGGGAUAAUAUUCCAGAGAGAAAUUGAUCCCCUUGGAUUAGGUAACUAGUCAUAAUGAAGAAAAUUAGUCUUAAAACCUUUCGGAAAUCUUUUAACUUGAAUAAAAGUAAAGAAGAAACUGACUUCAUGGUCGUACAACCACCGUCACUAGCCAGUGACUUUGGAAAAGAUGAUUCCUUAUUCGGUAGCUGCUACGGUAAAGAUAUGGCCAGCUGUGAUAUCAACAGCGAAGAUGAAAAAGGUGGGAAAAACAGAUCAAAAAGCGAAAGCCUGAUGGGUACGUUAAAAAGGCGGCUUUCUGCGAAGCAGAAGCCAAAGGGCAAGGCCAGCACCACGUCCGGGGGCUGCGCUGACGAGGACACCUUCUCCUGCUCUUCGGCGCCCAUCGUCUUCAAAGACGUGAGGGCGCCGCGGCCGGUCAGGUCCACGUCCCUCCGGAGUCACCACUACAGCCCCACACCGUGGCCUCUGCGACCCACCAACUCCGAGGAGACGUGCAUCAAGAUGGAGGUGAGAGUCAAAGCCCUGGUGCACAGCUCCAGCCCCAGCCCGGCCCUGAACGGCGUCCGCAAGGCUUUCCACGACCUCCAGCCCGAGCCCGCGCGCCAGGAGCAGGGCAGCGCCCUCAAGAGCCCGGCAGCCCAGAAUGGAGACCUGCGCCUGCACCUGGACGAACAUGUGCCUGUCGUUAUUGGACUCGUGCCUCAGGACUACAUUCAGUACACCGUGCCUUUAGACGAGGGGAUGUACGCUCUGGAGGGACCGCGCGGCGGCUGUCUGGACGCUUCCUCCCCCAUGGAAGUCUCCGCACUGCCUCCUCCUGUGGGAGGGAGCUCGUUCCCCGAAGAUGAGAGUCAGGUAGACCAGGACCUGCUCGGGGCCCCAGAGAUCUUCGUGGACCGGGCCGUGAACGGCUUGUUGAUCGGCACCACGGGAGUCGUGUUGCAGAGCCCCGGCGCCGGUCACGACGACGCCCCUCCGCUCUCCCCGUUGCUACCUCCGAUGCAGAAUAGUCAAAUCCAAAGGAACUUCAGCGGCCUCGCUGGCGCAGACGCCCACGUGGCUGAAAGCAUGCGUUGCCAUUUGAAUUUUGAUCCCAACUCUGCCCCCGGCGUUGCCAGAGUUUACGACUCGGUGCAAAGCAGCGGUCCCAUGGUUGUGACGAGCCUCACAGAGGAGCUGAAGAAACUCGCUAAGCAGGGCUGGUACUGGGGGCCCAUCACGCGCUGGGAGGCGGAGGGGAAGCUCGCAAACGUGCCGGACGGGUCAUUCCUCGUCCGGGAUAGUUCUGACGACCGGUAUCUUUUAAGUUUGAGCUUUCGCUCCCACGGUAAGACACUUCACACGAGAAUCGAGCACUCGAAUGGCAGGUUUAGCUUCUAUGAACAGCCAGAUGUGGAAGGACAUACGUCUAUAGUUGACCUUAUUGAGCAUUCAAUCAGGGACUCUGAGAACGGAGCUUUUUGUUAUUCAAGGUCUCGGUUGCCUGGAUCUGCCACCUACCCCGUCAGACUGACCAACCCAGUGUCACGGUUCAUGCAGGUGCGCUCUUUGCAGUACCUGUGUCGUUUUGUUAUACGUCAGUAUACCAGAAUAGACUUAAUUCAGAAACUGCCUUUGCCAAACAAAAUGAAGGAUUAUUUACAGGAGAAGCACUACUGAAAGAUGGAGAACCCUGCAUCUUGCACUUUGGGAAUAAGAAAAAGAGAUUGAAAUACAGUUUACAAACUUUCAUUGCCAUCAAAAUCUUUUGCUGCCAUAACUGUUUCAGUUUUACGUGUGAGUCAUCCGUUUGUUUAGGGGUGGGGACCUGUCUCCAAGGUGUCUUGGGUUUAUUUUGGUUCUUUAAAAAGGGAAGUCCUGAGGUUUUACAAGUGUGAAUUAUCUUUCAUCAAUGUGCAGAAUAAUCACAAUGUGAAUUAUCAGAUUCUCCUUAACGCCCCCAAACCCCCAUUCUUUGCUGCUAUCCACUGUGAUUUUUAUGCAUUAAAAGCACAUUUCAUGUGUAUUCAGCCCUAAGUAAAGUUGAAUGAAACUUAUAAAGUGAAAAUUGCUGUGUCUUUUUAAAUGGCCCAUUUUCAAAAUAUUGUGUUAAAUAAACAUACUGUGUGAGAAAACACAGAAUUUACAUAUACACUGAAAAUAAUUUUUUAAUCUCAUAUUUUAAAAAGAUUUAUUUAGAAUUAUGAGUUGACAUAAUGUUGGGUAAUGGAAUGCAGAUCUGUAACAUGUCUUUUACAACACGCUUUUCUAAAUUAUUGUUAAGGCUGUGCUACUUUUUUUUGGUUGUGAAAAGUUGAGUUUUCUGUUGCCUUCAUUUUCAUCUUGUGGUUUGUCGAUUUUAAUAAAUGGCCUUAUAUGAAAAAAUUGUAAAGAAAUGUAUACCACCAAUUUUGAGAUUGUUGCCUUUUCUGUCAUUAAACUCGGGUACAAAUUGGCAUAACAUAUGAAGAUCUAUGGGACUAGAAUUAAAGAAAUAUUAGAUGAUCAUAGUUUCCUGUGAUAACAUUUUUUUGUGUUAUCUGUGCUUUCCUUUGGUAAAAUGUUUUAUUUGUGAUUUCUUUCGCUUAGUCAACAUUUCUUAGGUGAACUUGAUUGUACAAGUAAUUUUCAUAAAUGGACUGGACUCUCUUGCAACAUUAAAGUUUAUAUAAAGUUCUAAAUUGAUUUGAAUAGAAAGAAAAUAUUGUUUUAAAGUUGGAUUUGUGUUUUUCUUUUUUGUAGUCAGUAUUAAAAUGUGCUAGAUUUGAACACUCCUUCCCCCCACUAAAAACAACCCUCAAUGACUUUAGUUGAAAAAUUGUGGAAAUUGUGGAGCAUCAUGUGAGGAAAAUAUUAAAACCAUAUCAGAUAUAUGGAAGUUUUAUUGCCUACCAUAUAUACUGCCACUUAGAAAUAGGUUUUUUAUUUGCUUCUUUUUUAGUUUAGCUAAGUCAAAUAAUUUGGCAUCACUAGUUAUUUUAUCUGUUUGAGUCAGUUGGGGGUGGGGGGAGAUGUUAUGCCCUGUAAUUUUCAGUUAUUUUGAAAUGCAGAGUGUUUAUUCAUUUCAUGAUUCUGGAAUGUAGUAUUUUAGGAUUGCCCUGUCCAGAAAGUGUUUCCAGCUACACAGCUUUAAAGGAAAAUGUUUCCAUCUCAGAUGAAACAUGUAAUUUGAGAUGUUUCUUCCUUUGUCACUUAAAGUUUUCCUAACUCUUACCCACUUUAAACACAAGCGUUAAAGUCUGGCUUUGUCAUUCAAACAUACUGUAUCCUCACUUUUUUCUCUUUGUUUUUUAGGGUCAGAACUGAGGUAUUACCUAAAGGCACAAUGCCAUAAUAUCACAAUGUUGUGGUAUUUUGACUUAAAGGGGAAAAGGUACUUAAUCUUGGUGGAAUAUUGAUUGUACCUUGUUAUACAGACUCAUUUUCUGAUUUGUUUUCACCUAAUAAGAUGGAAUACGGAGUAUACUGUAAUAAUAUAAUUUAAGUGUUUGCUGUAAGCUAUUUGGAUUAAGAACUAUUGCAGAGUUGUAAGCUUGUUAUCAAAUUAAUGCAAGACAUUUAAACUAUUUUUUUGCAAAACUAUUUAUUUUUAAACAACUUAAAAUAUAUCUAGGGUGAGUUAAAAGUCCCUGUGCAUCUAUAUUAGAUGGCAGGUAUUGUCACAGAGUCACUGUGUAUUACUAAUAAAUGUUGAAAUGGCUUCCCCAUGUCUUCAGCAGCAUUUACAUGUCCUCUGUAUGAGAUCAUGGUGCACAGAGGUCUUUGGACUUGCCCUGAACCCGUCUUAUGUGGACAUAGCCUGUUCCCCGCAUUAUCUCAUAAUGCCAUUUGUUUAAGAUAUACCCAUUUAGUGUCAAGAUUAUUCUGAUUUUCAUCCAAAUGUUUUUAAAACUGUACUUUGUGUGUUAAUGUGGGGCGAGUCUUGAUACUGUUCUAAUUCAGAAAGGCAAUUUUUGAUGUGCUUUUGAGUAUUCCUAAUACGAAAUACUUUAAUACACCCUAUUCUAAUCCAAAUUGAAAUUGUUAGGCUGUGAUAGUGUAACAAUAAAAGUCAAAAUAUUUGCCAAAAUAUUAGAUUUACAAAUAGAAAGGUGUAUUGCAAUAUUUUUCUGCUUUCGUACAAAGAUAAUCAUUUAGCAUAGGUAGCACAACAUAAUGUGAAAGAUUGGCUUUAUAUAAUACUAAAACAGUCUGGUUAAAAGUUGAGAUGGGGAAAAAGGAAAGAAAUCUUCAUCCUGUGGUUUGGUCUGGAUACAAUUUGGUUAAAUUUUUGGAUUCUAUUGAAAGGUAACUUAGAUGAUAUGGACACAACCUGUAAGUAAUUUUUAAAUAUGUGCUUUUAAAAAUCUGAGCUCAAGGCAAGAAAUAGAAAACAGGAAAGCUGUAUUCAUUUGCCAUAAUAAAUGAAUCAGUUGUUUUUUAUCAAAUAUUUUAUCACAAAACACGAUGGAGGCCAGAGGCUAUUUUCAGACUUAGUGGACACUGUUACACAUUUUUAUAAAUAAUAAGAAAGCUAUAGAAAGUACUUGAAAAAUCUCUCUCUGUCUAAGGAAAACUGUUCUCUUUCUACUUGGUGCAAUAAUCUGAAAAUUUAGAAGGUUAAAAAUAUUAUAUCACAGGAAAUGAUCAUAGAACUAAAAAUAGUUUUUAAGGAAACCACCUACACAGGGCAACCAUCUUGCUAUUGAUGAAAAUUAUGUGCCAAAAGGCUAAAUCACUGGCACGUAUGAAAUAAAAUGCAAAGUAUACAUUAUAAUUUCUGAGCCAGUAUUUUUAAAACAGGAUAAAGUUACUAAAAUCUUAGUAAGUUUAUGCAAUGUCUCUGCUAAUGCUACAAGUCUAAAUAUCUUUCUAACAAUGCUUUCAGAAACACCAAUCGUAAUUACUAUACAUUUCACAUUGUAUACGAAAGAUAUUGCUUUAUGAAUGAUUCAAAAUAAUAUAUUUUCCUUUAAUCCUAAUUGCUUUUAUCAGAUAUGAAGUCUUAAUUUGAAAAUGAAAUCACACUACCAGCAAUAGACAAUUUUGAAUACUCUAAUGAGGACAGUAGCCAGUUCCAUAAAUAACUUAAAAAUUAUAAAAGUAUUGGUACGCCAGUAAUCACAAAUUUGGUUUCUUUUAAUACUUUUUAAAUCCUGUAACAGUGAUUUUUUAUAAACAUCCUUUUUAUUAAUCAUAACUUGGCAAAAUGCAUAGUUGCUGUUUCUGAAAAGUGGUCCAAACUCUACAUCCAGAGAUGAUGAAAAAUUCUUAUAGGAUUUUGUAAUAAGUGUUCGGUUAAAGAAAUUUCGUAGUUGUUGGAGUGCCAUGAAAUUAAUACUUGCAAUCCAGAUUGCUGUAGUUUACACUUUUUCUGUAUGUUUCAAAUCAGGUGUGUACCAUUUGUACUGAACACCACAGAAUGAAUUAUCCAAAGUCCA